UGCGACCGGGCGUUUUGGCAAAAAAGCGUGAAAAAAAAUUCCACCAUCGCUCGGCGGCGCGGCUCGGCGCGCAAUGAUGAUGCCGCACACGCCUGCCGUCGUAAGUGUGAAGGCGCAGGUGGCCGUUACCCCCUGCGCGGGCGGAAGACGAAGCCGGACGGCAGUCUCGGCAGAGCCGGGAUGUCUAAGGGGACCAGGAUCUGGAUUGGAAUGGAGACCGCAGCAGCUGAGUCUGUCGUCGUUUGCACCUGCUGCUCGGGGAAGGGUGGUGAGAGCGCCAUGCAGCCGCCGCUGCGCGCCGACAAAAGGCGGCGGAUUUCGACACCCUCCGCACGUCGUUGGUGUUUGCAGGUUACCGCGGGGGGUGAAAGACGACACGUGUCACAUCCAGGGCGGCGCUCGAGAUAGGUGGCACCGUCCCGCGCGGCCAUGCGGAAUGCGUCGUUUUGAGCGGGUGGGGGGAGGAUGGGCGACUGCGACUGCCCGGAGGGCUCCCAGAGCAAGCCUUGAGAAUGACAUCAGCGUUGUUACCUUCCCUGAGGACUAUGACGAGCUUCUGCAGCAGGUUCAGGAGAGCACACGACGGGCUCUCCUCGAUGGGAAGCUGCUGCUAGAGAUCGAGUUCCCCACUGCUGGGCUUGACAGCGUGCCAGGCGAUGCUGAGGGCGGAAUUGAGAUGACGACUAGUAUGCGUUACGUUAGGGAGUUUUGCCGCAUGUUUGUAAGAUCCGAUCAAGCAGCUGUCACACGAGUGCUGUUUCCGGAUGCCAACGAGGUUCGUUUCGCACAGGCCGACGUGUUUGGAGGCACCCCAUUCCAGCUGGACUACUUGACUAAGCCUUCAUCCCUUGAGGAUAUAGGUCUAGGGCAAAAGCUGAAGAUGGCCGACAGAGUGAAGGCGACGGAUCGAGUCUUUGUGGCGGCGUAUCCUCAUUUCAAUGUGAAUGAAAUGCUGGCUGUUGCAGAUCUAUACGACAAUGUAGCGGAGGGGACACAAAGACCCGUCAUUGUGUUCAAUGGGGAGCUGGAUCGAAUCCGCAGCGGGUACUAUCCGCCAUUCUUCUACCCAAAACUAAGCGCUCUCAGCAAGACAUUGCUUCCGAAGUUCGAGACGGCUUAUUACCUCCACAAUUUCAAGGGGCGAUACAGAGGCAAGCUGUUCAGGGCUUACCCAGUGACCAUGACAAGGACGAGAACGGCAACGGUGACGAGGAUGCCAUGGAGGAAAACGAUGACGGACGAGGAAUCGCCGAGGAUGAUGGACAACGAGCGGGGAGGAGGACGGAGGAGAAGACGCAGGGCGACGAUGAUGAUGGAAGGAGAAGGAUGGAGAACGGAGGUAGAGGAAGGAGGAGGAGCGAAGAGGACGACGACGAUGCAUGGAGGAGGGAGAAUGGACGAGCAAGGAGGAGCGAGGAUGGUGGAAGGAAUGAGAAUCGGCACGGGACGCGAAGCAGGGAGGCAGGGCAAGGGGAGAAGGGAUAGGGCCGGUCGGGAGAAGCUCGCGAUACGUUGGGAUGAGGCACUAUCAGCGCGCUCCCGCUCACGAUGGAGGAGGACGGCGGAGGAUCACGACGAUGGAGAGAGGAGGAUGGAGGCGGAGGAGGGGGCAGGACGAGGAGAUGGAGGGAGGAGGAUGGAGACGGAGGAUGGCGCAGGACGAGGAGGAUGAAAGGAGAAUGGAGGAUGGAGCAAGGAGGAGGAGAGGGGAUGGACUAAGGACGAGGAGGAAGGAGAGCGGAGGAUGGAUGAACGAGGAUGAGGGAGGAGGACGGGACAAAGUCGACCACAGUUCUCUCUCUCUCUCUUUCUCUCUCUCUCUCUCUCUCUCUUCCUCCCCGCUCCCAAACAAAACAGAGAGGAAGAGAAUGAGAUCCUGUUUUCGCUGGCCCUCUUGUGUGUUUUAAUGUUUACUCAUUUAUUUACUUGAUUGUUUUUUUUUUUUUUUUUCAAAGGGCGAUGGCGUUGAGGUAUUGUCAUCGGACUAACCAGCCCAGGGACCAAACAAAAUGUAGAUCAGCGGGGUCUAAAACCCCAUAACUCUGCUCAUUACAGUAAAUGCUGUUUAAUGUC
This is a messenger RNA of Chara braunii, 2073 nucleotides long. The record is from the annotation of a GenBank genome assembly. Lineage: Eukaryota; Viridiplantae; Streptophyta; Charophyceae; Charales; Characeae.